This is a messenger RNA of Onychomys torridus (southern grasshopper mouse), 347 nucleotides long. RefSeq names its product keratin-associated protein 6-1-like. The record is from RefSeq and is a predicted model, not a curated record. The transcript has a single exon. Gene Ontology annotation, biological process: keratinization. NCBI's taxonomy places the organism in Eukaryota, Metazoa, Chordata, Mammalia, Rodentia, Cricetidae. The coding region runs from base 54 to 290 and encodes 78 amino acids.
UCAACUCACCUACAAUCCUUCUCUACUCAAGAACAACCUCAACAACCAACACCAUGUGUGGCUACUACGGAAACUACUAUGGCAGCAGAGGCUAUGGCUGCUGUGGCUAUGGAGGCCUGGGCUAUGGCUAUGGAGGCCUGGGCUGUGGCUAUGGCUCCUGCUAUGGCUGUGGCUACCGUGGACUGGGCUGUGGCUAUGGCUGUGGCUAUGGUUAUGGUUCACGCUCUCUCUGUGGCUGUGGCUAUGGAUAUGGCUCUGGCUAUGGAUCUGGAUUUGGCUACUACUACUGAAGACACCAUGGAAGACUCUCACCCUUUCCAACUCUAGUUCUGAUCCCCAUGUUUUCU